Messenger RNA from Ectocarpus sp. CCAP 1310/34, 652 nucleotides. The record is from the annotation of a GenBank genome assembly. Lineage: Eukaryota; Phaeophyceae; Ectocarpales; Ectocarpaceae.
GCGGCGGACUACCUGUCACCAUAUACUCGGUCGGUCGGUGGGGAUUUGACGAUGGAUCGACAUCGGCAUACGACUAGAGUUCAAGUGUUCGCGGGGUCGAGAGCGACUAAGCUGAUGUCGUGGGAGGCUCUGUUGGAUACGGGAAGUCCGGCGUCGUUUGUACAAGAAAGGGGGCGUUCAGACGGUUGUGGCAAAGGGUGCCUCCGCACAUUCGAGACGUCCAUUUCGACUUCAAUGCGAAACUGUGGGAGCCGGAAAACAUUGACAAACUAGGGACGGGGCAGAACACGUGCGCGACCUGGAAAGGUUUUUCGAGCGUAUGGUCAAGUUCAACCUGAAACUGGCACCCAAGAAGACGCACCUGGGGGUGAAGGUGGUGACGUUCUUGGGGCAUCAAGUCGCGGCGGAAGGGAUCGGGCCGGACCCGGGAAAGGUCAGACCGCUGCGUGAAGUGCCAAUGCCCACUAAUGUUAGCCAGCUACGAUCGUUGUUGGGGUCUUUGUCGUACUAUCGCAAAUUCCCGAAGAACAUGUCGGCAAAACUGAAACCGAUCAAUGCGAUGCUGAAAAAGGGAGCAAAGUUUGCGUUCACGUCUGAUCAUGUGGCGGUGGUGAGGAAGAUGAUGGAUAUUCUGUCUGGUGCUGAGGAAUNA